AUGGCAUAUGGUCAACUGGUGUGUCUUAUAAACAAAUGGAGCCUUGAGCUAGAGGAGCAAGAGAAGUACUUUCUUCAUCAGGCCACCCUGAUCAAUGCUUGGGACCGUAUAUUGAUGGAAAAUGGCGAAAAGAUUGCUACCUUACAUGGAAAAGUGGAAAAAGUGAAACUGGAUCAGAACAGAUUGGAAGAAGAAUUGGAUCUUCUCCUGGCCCAGCAGAAGGAACUAGAAGAUCUGCUGAUUCCUUUAGAGGAGUCUAUGAAGUACCAGAAUGAGCCUGUUUAUCUGCAGUAUGCAGAAGAGGAGCAUGAGAAGAUUUACAAAUUAGCGGAAAAUAUAGAUGCUCAGCUGAUACAAAUGGCCCAAGAUCUCAAGGAUAUUAUUGAUCAACUGAAUACAUUUGGAGGUCCUGCCAUCACUACUGACUCGGUGUGUUUACUGCUUUAUGUGUUUGGACAACCAAGAUUUAGUAUGAAAUUAGCAUUUGAUGGUUCCUUUAGCUAG
Molecule: messenger RNA, 504 nt
Organism: Carlito syrichta (Philippine tarsier)
Lineage: Eukaryota; Metazoa; Chordata; Mammalia; Primates; Tarsiidae
Gene: NUP62CL
Product: nucleoporin 62 C-terminal like
Exons: 4
Coding region: 1-504 (167 amino acids)
Biological process (GO): RNA export from nucleus; protein import into nucleus
Cellular component (GO): nuclear pore central transport channel; nuclear pore
Molecular function (GO): structural constituent of nuclear pore; phospholipid binding
Source: RefSeq, a predicted model, not a curated record